Kogia breviceps (pygmy sperm whale) is the source of this 1189-nucleotide messenger RNA. NCBI's taxonomy places the organism in Eukaryota, Metazoa, Chordata, Mammalia, Artiodactyla, Physeteridae. The record is from RefSeq and is a predicted model, not a curated record.
AUGGCGUCUGCCCGUGAUGGGUGCGCGAGCUCCCGUCUGGCGCGCCGAGACCUCCCGGCUCGGCCACCGCGGGACGGUUACGGAGUCUACGUUUACCCGAAUUCUUUCUUUCGAUAUGAAGGAGAAUGGAGAGGAAGCAGGAAACAUGGUCAGGGCAAACUUCUGCUUAAAGACGGGAGUUAUUACGAAGGCGAGUUUGUAGACGGAGAGAUCACGGGAGAGGCCUGCCGGCACCGGGCCCUGACAGGGAACACCCACACCAGACAGUUUGUUUUGGGAGAACCCCAAGGACAUGGUGUCAUGAAGUACAAAGCCGGCGGACGUUACGAAGGGGAGCCCUUCCGCGGCCUGAGAGAAGGACAGGGGCACCUAGUGGACGCAGAUGGACCAGUGUCCUGGGGGUCGUUUCACGACAGCAAGCGGCACGGCCAAGGGCGGGUGGUCUUCCAGAACGGAGAUGAGUACGAGGGCGACUGGGUCCAGGACCAGCGCCAGGGCCACGGGACGCUGCGCCGUGCGGACGGCUCCAUCUAUGAGGGUCGUUGGACGGUGGCACACGGUGACGUGUUCAGUGGACAGGGCCACGUGGCCCACUGCUCCGGGGGCGUCUCCCGAGGGGUGUGGACCAACGGUCACCCCAUGGCACGAGCCACAGGGAUCGUGAUUCGGGGUCCGGACGUGGUGGACGUGGCCCAGGGAUCUUCCUUCACGUUGACCGUUCAGCUGCAGCGGGACGAUGGGGAAGCUGCCGCGAGAGAGGACCGCCGGGUGGUGGAGAUCUCCACGGGCAUCCGAUACGUGCGGCUCCCGGCCUACUCGGGGGUCAGCUUUUUCAAAGUGGACGAUGAGCCCAGCCCUGUCCUUCCGCCCCACAGCGGGUUCCAGUGCCUCUCCUACCCUCUGUCCGGCCCCAAGUCCAGGGGCCUGGAGCCCAGAGCUGCUCUGGAAAGUGCCGGCGCCAACGCCCCGCUCCCCGAGGGAGACCCCCGCGACCUGCCCGCCGAGUGGGGUUAACCAGGGGGUCAGCGGUGGGCAGCACAAGCUCAGGGGUGCAUGGGGUGACAGCGGUGCCCCCGAACCUGGGCAGGAGGAAGUGGAGUUGAUCCCUGAGAACGGUGGACCUGGGAGACACGGGACGUCCCGGGAAGACAUCCCAGACAGCUCCGAGGGGCGGUCACCGUGGCGAUGG